AUGCUGCAUCAGAAUCAGUGCCUUCUUGAUCAUCGCCAUUUCGAGAAUGCGAACGCGAAUCGCGGCUUGGACUACGAUUUCCCACCGAACGCGACUUUGACCGAUCGACUGACUUUGAUUUGCUGCGUGAAUCGCGCAUUCUUGGCGACUUUGAAAUGCCACGGGAAUCACCAUGGCGUGGAGAUCGUGAACGCUUUGGACUCCUGUUUGAGCGUUUUGGGGAACGUGAAUAGCUGCGUGAACGCGUCCUAUAUUCACGACUUCUGCUUCUUGGUGAGCGGCUUCGUGAUCUGCGAACAAUGUCAUAAGAAAAUUCAAGAUUAUUUUUCAGAGUUAUGA
Messenger RNA from Clunio marinus, 339 nucleotides. The record is from the annotation of a GenBank genome assembly. NCBI's taxonomy places the organism in Eukaryota, Metazoa, Arthropoda, Insecta, Diptera, Chironomidae.